This is a messenger RNA of Closterium sp. NIES-65, 4380 nucleotides long. Lineage: Eukaryota; Viridiplantae; Streptophyta; Zygnematophyceae; Desmidiales; Closteriaceae. The record is from the annotation of a GenBank genome assembly.
AUGGAGACGAGUUGCACGGCAUUGUUUGCGCGUUCUGUGGAGACUGGCCCCCUUCCAACUCGCAUCCCUGUCCCCUUUGUUGCCCUCCCUCUCUCCCCUAAGCCCCGCUACAACUCGCCUCCUCAUCAUCCCCCCAGCACCCCUCCCCUCCUGGAAGGAAGGAAGAGUCAACUCACCCCUCAGUCCGCUUUUUUUCCCUCCCCUUCCCUCCUAAGCCCCCCUCCAUCUCGCCUCCUCAUCAUCCCCCCAGCACCCCUCCCCUCCUGGAAGGAAGGAAGACACCCCUCCCCUCCUGGAAGGAAGGAAGAGUCAACUCACCCCUCAGUCCGCUUUGUUUCCCUCCCCUUCCCUCCUAAGCCCCCCUCCAUCUCGCCUCCUCAUCAUCCCCCCAGCACCCCUCCCCUCCUGGAAGGAAGGAAGAGUCAACUCACCCCUCAGUCCGCUUUGUUUCCCUCCCCUUCCCUCCUAAGCCCCCCUCCAUCUCGCCUCCUCAUCAUCCCCCCAGCACCCCUCCCCUCCCCUCUUCCGUCGCCCUUCCCUCCUGGAAAGAAGGAAGAGUCAACUCACCCCUCUGUCCCAUUUACUUUUGAGACAUCUCAACAGCCGUCUCCCCCUCCCCCCCACUUCCCCUCUCUUCCUACUUCCGCCCUCCCCCCACUUCCCCCCUCUCCUCCCCCAACUGUCAUCACCAUCACCAGAUUCGCGCCGUGUCUCUACUACAAUCCACACCGUGUCUCUGCAGCCGUCAACGUUCCCCCCCUUGCUGCGUCAGCAAGCGCCAGAGCCAGCUCAGACCGAGAUCCGCGGGAAAUAUCUGACUCCCUCGCCCUCGAACCAGUUUCGAUCGGGCAGUGUAGAAAAGCCUCUGGGCUGACCGGCAGGGGCGGUAAAGGGGAGGCUGCUAUGGCGAAUGAUGGGGGUUCUAGCGCGUUCUGGAGGCGUGCGAAAGAAAUAGAGGCUCCCAUGUGCGCCAAGGUGCCAUUCUCCUUUCCCCCGAUGUUUGGGGACGUGCGGGACGACCCCCCACCCCACUGGCUCUGUAACCCCCCUCCCUGCUUCUGCUCUUUUCUCCCCCCUCCCCCUCUCCCUCUGCUCUCCGCCCUCCCCUGCCGCUCCCCCUGCUCUUCCCCCCAUCAGUUGCGCCAAGAGACAAGAGGCGAUGAGUGUAACACAAAUGUGCCUGUAACCCCUCUCCUCACCAGGUGCGCCAAGGUGCCAUUCUCCUUCCCUCCAAUGUUUGGAGACGUGCGGGACGACCCCCACCACUGGCUCAGGGACGAGAGGCGCGAGAAUCCGCAAGUCCUGGCGCAUUUGGCGGCAGAGAACGCGUACACUGACGCCCUACUGCCUUUGUGUGGUGCUGGCGUUGGGAACGCGAAUGUGUGCACUGAUGCUGAAAACGCGAAUGCUGUGAAGCCACAGAUACAACCGGUAGAGAACGCGUACACUGACGCCAUACUGCCUCCAUGUAGUGAAGGAGACAAGGCGUGUACGGGGGACAAAGGAGAAAUGGCGGGUGGGGGAGAGCGAGAGGGUGUGCCACUGCGCGUUCUACUGCAAGGGGAGAUGAAAGCGCGAGUGAAGCAGGAGGACAGGAGUGUUCCUUUAAGAAAGGGUAAUUUCUGGUACUACACCCGAGAGGAGGAGGGUAAACAGUAUCCCAUUCACUGCAGGAGAGCAGCUGUAGACUCUGCAGUCUCAGCAGCAGCAGCAGCAGCAGCAGCACAAUCACCAUGCGAGCCCAGAGAUUAUUUUUCCGAGAGCAUGGAUGAAGGGGUUUUAGAGGAAAUCGUUUUAGAGGAGAACAGGGAGGCGGAGGGGCGAAGCUUCUUCCACAUUGAUAGUGUUAUUGUGAGCCCAAACCAUGGGUUUGUGGCGUAUAGUAUUGACACGAGGGGGGAUGAGAGGUAUUCUAUCCAUGUGCGGCCUAUUUGCUCUAGCUCUGCUGCUGCUGCUGCUGCUGCUGCUGCUGCGGCUUCAGCAGGACUAUUGUCAGUGCCACCAGAUUCCUCACCAGCUGAGUCAGCAGCAGCUGCAGGAAGAGCGUCAGAAGGAGCAGAAAGAGUGUCAGAAGGAGCAGCAGCAGCAGCAGCAGCAGCAGCAGCAGCAGCAGCAGCGGGGAGAUCUUCUGAAGGACGGUCAAUACCCGCACCAGCAGUAACAGAAGCAGAUGGUUUAGCAGGCACACCAGUAACAGCAGCGGAAGCAGGAGCAGCAGCCGCAGCAGCAGCAGAAGCAGCAGCAGCGGCAGAUACGGAUGUUAUCACGUCAGAGUUUGGUACAAGCGGCGAGGUGUGCUGGGCGGAAGACAACCAGACGCUCUUCUACGUCGCUCAGGACGAAAAAGACCGCCCGUGCUCCGUCAUGCGCCACGUCAUCGGCACGCCGGUCUCUCAGGACGCGCGCGUCUUUUUCGAAAAGGACGAGGCGUUUGACGUGGGCGUUCACCGCACGUCUUCGGACCGAUUUAUUAUGAUAACAUGUGGAUCGGCUGUGACGUCCUUUUUGCUGGCAAUCGAUGUUCAAAGACCGUUCGACCCUCCAAGGCAGCUCGUGCCAAGAGUGCACAACGUGGAGGUGUAUGGGGAUCACAGCGGCUCGCGCUUCUUCCUCCUCCGCCGCUCCCCCCAACUACAGGGCUCGGAGCUCCCUUCUCCCCUUUGCAGCAUCCGCCCAUCCUCUCUCCCCAUUUCUCCCUUCCCCCCCUCGCCUUCCUCAGAACGUGGAGGUGUAUGGGGAUCACAGCAGCUCGCGCUUCUUCCUCCUCCGCCUCUCCUUCAGGAGCCUUUGUGCCCUCUUUUCCUCGCCUCUUCACCCCUGUCCCCUCCGCCUCUCCCCUGCUCUCUCUCACCCCUUAAAGAACGUGGAAGUAACGUGGAGGUGUAUGGAGACCACAGCGGCUCGCACUUCUUCCUCCUUGGUGCCUUCUGGCUCUGGAACUCGCAGCUCCUCGCGUCGCUGCCUGUUGCUGACGCUGCUCCUGCAGCUGAGGCUGUAGAGCCCUCGUUGGUUCUCCCACAUGACCCCAGUGUGAAGCUCCAAUCAGUGACGGCCUUCAAGCGCCACGUGGUCGUGUUUGAGAGGGUGAAGGGGCUACAACGGAUCAGAUCCAUCCCCUUGCGAUCCGACGGCUCUCCUGCACCUGAAGCUGCCAAACUGGUUGAAUUCACCGAAGCAGCAUACGAGAUCCGAGCCCUCAGAAGCCGCUUCGAAUCGCCCCUCCUCCGCUACUCCUUCUCCUCCCUCGUCACCCCCACCACCGUGUUUGAGCGAGACAUGGACACAGACAAACAGGCGGCUAGGAAGGUUGACUGGGUCGGCGAAUCCUUCGACCCCUCACUCUACUCCUCCCGCCGUCUCUUCGCCACGGCAGCAGACGGCACUCAAGUGCCCAUUUCGCUCGUCCAUCGCAACAGCACUUGCAGUGCUGCCACCAACGAACCCCCUUGGCCCAUGCUGCUCUAUGCCUAUGGCGCGUAUGAGGUGCCCUCGCGCCUCUCUUUCUCCCCUGACCGUCUCUCCCUGCUCGAUCGAGGGGUGGUUGUGGCCGUAGCGCAUGUGAGGGGAGGAGGCGACUGGGACUAUCAGUGGUACUUGGACGGGAAGCUUCUGAGAAAGCGCAACACGGUGUGGGAUGUGAUUGCGUGUGCCGAGCACCUGAUCAAGGAAGGUCUCACCACUCCAGACCGAUUGGCCCUGGAAGGCCGGUCAGCAGGGGGCAUACCUGUGGGGGCAGCCGUGAACGAACGGCCGGAUCUGUUUCGAUCAGCCGUGGCUGGCGUGCCGUUCGUUGAUGUGCUCUCCACCAUGCUAGACGCCUCUCUACACCUCACCAUCACAGAGUGGGAGGUGGGUUUAGCAGCACUGAGUGGGAGGUUGUGUGUGUGUGGCAAGCAGGAGUGGGGCAACCCACAUGAGGAGCAGUACUAUCACUGCAUCAAGUCCUAUUCUCCUGUCGACAAUGUGAAGCCCCAGGCUUAUCCCAACAUACUGGCCACUGCUUCGCUCCAUGAUCAGAGAGUGAACUAUUGGGAGCCAGCCAAGUGGGUGGCACGGUUAAGAGACGCCAACACAAGCAGUGAUUCGGUGGUGCUGCUUCGGUGUGGGACGCCUCAAAAGCCAACAGACCUGAAAUUCUGCAUGUGCCCUCUCGCACUUCUUUCCUCGCCCUCCUCCUUACCUUAUUACCAGAGAGUGAACUACUGGGAGCCAGCCAAGUGGGUGGCACGAUUGAGAGAUGCCAACACCAGCAGUGAUUCGGUGGUGCUGCUUCGGUGUGAGAUGGACGCGGGACACUUCAGCAAGACAGGGAGGUUCGAUCGCCUUGCUGACGUGGCGCUCCGCUAUGCCUUCAUUCUCUACACGCUUGGCGUGCACUGA